This is a messenger RNA of Funneliformis geosporum, 993 nucleotides long. Lineage: Eukaryota; Fungi; Glomeromycota; Glomeromycetes; Glomerales; Glomeraceae. The record is from the annotation of a GenBank genome assembly.
AUGUUAGGGCAAAAUGUAGGCUCGGUUCUUAAGGAGAAACAAAAUAUUUCAAAACUAAUUGAAAUUCCUGUUACAGCUACCAUCGAAGAAGCUUUUGAUGUUUUAUUGGCGGAAAAUAUUUUAAGUGUUCCGGUUUAUAGGUUUUGGAGAGGUCAUAGACAACCAAUUGCCAUUGUUAAUGUAUUCGAUCUGGUAGCUUUUGUUUGCUUGCAGACAAAUAAUAAUAAUGGGGAAGAAUGUGAUUCAUCAAAUUUUGAUAGUAAAUCAAUCUUUUUACAAAAGCCUAUUGGCGAAUUGAUUGGUUUAUCAUCUGAAAGUACACAUCUUACAAUAUGUCAUCCGGAAGAUUCAUUGAUUGAUUUGUUAGAGCUAUUUACUCUAAAACAAAUUCAUAGAGUUUUGGUGGCUGAACGUAGACCAAUCGAAGACCAAGAUGUUGGAGAAGUUAUCAAUGAAGAUGAGGUUAAACCUUGCUUUGCAUCUCAAACCGAUGUUGUAAGAUUUUUAUUUCAUCAUAAUCAUCAAUUAGGUAAAAUUUUAGAUACUUCUGCCUCUGAAGUUUCUAACAGGGCGAUUCGUUUGAUUAAUCGUGGAAGAAUAAACUUAUUGGAACAACCUUCCUCUAUUACAAUUCAUGAUCAAGCCUUAACUGCUUUUAGAAAAAUUCAUCAAGAUGGAGUUAGUGCUGUCGCCGUUGUUGGGGAUGAUGGAAGAUUAGUUGGAGAAGUUAGCGCUGCGGAUUUAAGAGGGUUGAAUCGAGAAAGAUUAUCAGAUUUAAAGAAACCUGUCAUUAUGUUUUUAAUGAGUUGCAAAGGAGCUUUAAUUAAACCUUUAACUUGUCAUGGUAAAUUUACUCUCAGCCAAGUAAUGGCGGGAAUUAUCCGCAGCAAAGCUCAUAGAGCUUGGGUGGUGGAUGAGGAUGACGUUCCUAUUGGUGUUAUCACUCUUAGUGAUAUCCUUUCAAUGUUUUUUCCUGAAAGAGAUGGACAAUAA